UUUUAUAAAACAUCAAUCAUAUGAACCAAUUUUAAUAUUUUGUGUCACUAAUUUCACGAAUUUCCGGGUCCAUUCAAUGCAUAACUUGCAUUCUUGGGUGUCGGAGCUCGGAGCGAGACAGGAGAGCAAAGGAAGAAAAACAAAAGUUGUUCAUCGGUGCUAAAUCCAAGACGAGAAUGUCGAAACCGAAAUCUAGGUUAAUUCUAUCCUUGGUGUUCCUUCUACAACUCCUUAUUCAAUCCUCAUGGACGGUUGCAACUACCAGGAAGGAGAUUGGCUUUCCAGAGAGGCGUAUUUGCAGAACAACUGUACAAGGAAGAUAUUUAUUAUCUGAUGAUAAUGGCUAUGUGUGUGAUGCUCUCUCAUUGGAUCCACAGUCCCGUUGCUGUCCUGAAAGAGGAGACAAAUUCUCUUGUCAUGGAUGCAAUGUUCUUUCACAGUGUUGUAACUCCUAUGAAUUUUGUGUUUCAUGCUGCCUGCACCCUGCACAAACACAAAAGGAACAAGUGCUGAAAUUGAAAAUAGCAAAGCCAUCUACAGCAGGUACUUAUUUCAGUGUCUUUGAUUUUUGUGCUGGGAGGUGUCGUCAUAACUCCGAAAGUGUGGUUCACGAAAAUGCCUACGUUAGUGAUUUUCAUCAUUGCUUUUCUCUGCCAUCAAAUUAUUCUGGUGCCACUGUCACACCUGUAGAAGCUAGACUAAAUGGAAUUAAUGUUGUCAUUGGAAGGCAAGGAGAGUCUUGUGAUUCAGUUUGCAAGUUAAAUGGACAAUCAUGCGUACUAAAUAAACUUUUGGUUCUUAACCAGUGUGAUGUAAUCCAGAAAUAUAUGAGCUGCAAAGGAGCAUGCCUGGAAAGUGUCGGAGCUGAUCAACCUGCAGAAGUUGUUGAUGAUGCUCCCAAACAUUUGGGGCAUGCUUUUAUUCUCGAACACAAUCAAUACUGUCUUGUGAUGGCUCACAUCGGCAUACCAGGAGACUUUGCCCCUGUGCAUAGUGCAUCAUAUGGAACUGUAUAUGUGCAAGUGCAGUAUGCGUUCAUCUUAAGGAAAUUGUGUGAGAAUUUCAGGGACGAAGCACGUCUCAAAUCCGGCAAGCACUGUUCGAAGGCAUCUGACUGUCAUAGGAUAAAUUUUUGCGGGGGACCUAUUCACUUACCACUUGGUGUUUUCAUAUUUACCCAUUGGAACAUAAAUGUAUAGGUUUGCAUGUUGUGACAUUGUUGUAUAAAUUAGAAGCAAAAUGGCAUUGCAUGCUAAGUUAUGUUGAAGCAUCCAUGCCAUACAAGAAGAGAGGAACAUUUUUUGGAAAUGGGAUGUUUCAGGUUUUGUAUUUUUGAGUUGGUUAAAUCAGGUGGUGAGAUUGAGGGAAAGGUUAUCACUUCCAA
Durio zibethinus is the source of this 1384-nucleotide messenger RNA. The record is from RefSeq and is a predicted model, not a curated record. NCBI's taxonomy places the organism in Eukaryota, Viridiplantae, Streptophyta, Magnoliopsida, Malvales, Malvaceae.